AUGCAUCGCUGGAGAGUCUUACCUUCUACAAAAUCUCGUCAAGUGAAAGGCCCUUGGACUGAGGAGGAGGAUCGUAAGCUACGUGAACUUGUAAACGAGUACGGCCCCGAGAAGUGGGUUUUUAUUGCUUCUAGGAUUGGGUCGCGCACUGGGAAGCAGUGUCGAGAAAGAUGGCAUAACCAUCUCGAUCCCAUGAUUAAUAAGGCUCCAUUCACGCAUGAAGAAGACAUGCGUAUCCUAGAACUUUAUAGUCAACUUGGGUCAAAGUGGGCCGAAAUGGCCAAGCAAAUGCCAGGUAGACCAGAUAAUGCUAUCAAGAACCAUUUCAACACCACUAUGCAGAGAAAGAAGAGGCGCAUG
Messenger RNA from Lobosporangium transversale, 360 nucleotides. Its product is annotated as Homeodomain-like protein. The record is from RefSeq and is a predicted model, not a curated record. The transcript has 3 exons. Gene Ontology annotation, biological process: positive regulation of transcription by RNA polymerase II; mitotic cell cycle. NCBI's taxonomy places the organism in Eukaryota, Fungi, Mortierellomycota, Mortierellomycetes, Mortierellales, Mortierellaceae. Gene Ontology annotation, molecular function: DNA-binding transcription factor activity, RNA polymerase II-specific; RNA polymerase II cis-regulatory region sequence-specific DNA binding. Gene Ontology annotation, cellular component: nucleus. The annotation marks the transcript as partial.